AUGGCCUCCCAGUUGAACACACACCAGUUUGAGAACGGAAGGAGGUUUCACGGAUACCGCGGAGGUGCCUACAUGUAUCCAAACGACGAGAAAGAGCAAGACCGCCUCGACAUCUACCAUAAGAUGUUUUCUGUUGCGCGCAGGGAACUCCACCGCGCGCCUAUUACCAGGAACAACCUACCGACAAGGAUUUUGGACCUAGGAACUGGUACUGGGAUCUGGGCGAUUGAUAUGGCAGAUCAGUACCCAGAGGCAGAGGUUAUUGGUAUCGAUCUUUCUCUAAUACAACCAAAAUGGAUCCCAAAGAAUUUGCGAUUCCAAAUCAGUGAUUUCGAAAGCGAAUGGACCCUUGGUAAAGAUUCAUUCGACCUGAUCCACCUACGGAUUGGCGCUGGUAGUGUUUCCAACUGGCUCAGUCUCUUUAGGCGAGCUUUCGAUCAUUUAAAACCUGGUCUUGGCUGGGUCGAAUACAUCGAGAUUGACCUACAAGCUCGCAGCGACGAUGGGACACUAACCCCAACCCACGCGCUCACCCAAUGGCAGAAUUAUAUACUGGAGUCAACGGAACGCGCGGGGAAGCCAUUACGAUAUGAUCCGCGGACGGGGAUCACUUUGAAGGAAGCUGGGUUUGUUGAUGUCCAGGAGGUUAUUUUGAAGCUACCACUCAGCCCUUGGCCGUCAGACCCUUACCUCAAGGAAUGUGCACGGUGGUAUAAUUUGGGGCUUGGAGAGGGACUCGAGGCAUACACAUUGGGUCCCAUGACGAGAGUGCAGGGCUGGUCGGUAGAGGAUGUUCACAACCUGUUGAUACCCGUACAAAGGGAAUUGAACAGCAAGCAAAUCCACGCUUACCACAACAUGCACAUCUGGAUUGCGCGACGACCUGCGUAA
Molecule: messenger RNA, 891 nt
Organism: Morchella importuna
Lineage: Eukaryota; Fungi; Ascomycota; Pezizomycetes; Pezizales; Morchellaceae
Exons: 7
Coding region: 1-891 (296 amino acids)
Molecular function (GO): methyltransferase activity
Source: RefSeq, a predicted model, not a curated record